This is a messenger RNA of Trichoplusia ni (cabbage looper), 2890 nucleotides long. Its product is annotated as ankyrin repeat and zinc finger domain-containing protein 1-like. The transcript is spliced from 11 exons. Lineage: Eukaryota; Metazoa; Arthropoda; Insecta; Lepidoptera; Noctuidae. The record is from RefSeq and is a predicted model, not a curated record. Gene Ontology annotation, molecular function: protein binding. Bases 159 to 2258 code for a protein of 699 amino acids.
AAGUCAAAUCUGUCAAAACAUGUAAUAGAACAUCUUCGCUUCGCAAGGUCCCGAAAUCCGAAUUUAUUGCACAAUAUUAUUGCUGCUUAUCAUUCGUUAAAGUGAUCAUGUAAACGGAGUGUUUUAUUUAUUAAAGUUAAAUUAUAAAAAAAGCCACCAUGGCGUCAAAAAUCGAAUAUGUUCGGAGUAAAAUCGUGAAAACUUAUGAUACAGACGAAAUUAAAAAAUUGAUCAAAGAUGCAAAAGUCGCUCAUUGCAUGCUCACCGAUCCUCCACCAGUUGUUGACGAAGAGAGUGUUCUGAACCGCCUUAGUGCCCUAACACUGGGCAAUGGUUCUGGUAUCAGUUGUUCCUGCUGUGGUGUUGGUCCGUUCACCAGCCGAGCUCAACAAACGGCCCAUUACAAACAUCACUGGCAUACACACAACUUGAAGAGGAAGCUGUUUGGCAAGCAGGCCAUUUCGUUAGGAGAAUAUAAUUCUAGACAAGAUGAUAGCUCAAAUGUCUCUGGGAGUGAAUCUGAAGGAGAGGACAACCCCAACACUCCUGCCACACAGCUGUUCGCGGCCGCCACGCGGCACUGCAAGGCCUUCUAUUCCAACCCUAAGGGGCAGGUGUUCUGCAUCUACCGCUGCCUAUUGCAUCACCGAAAGGAGGAGAUGUCCCUUGACGGCGAGGGUCACGUGUGGUCGCACCGCAUCAAGGAGCUCCUCAGCCCCGCAUACUUCCGCAUAGCAGUCGUCAUGGUCUCCGGCGGCCACUUCGCUGGCUGCAUCUUCGUCGGAGGAAGCGAUUCUGUCCACAAGACCCUCCACUCUUACACCACUCGGCGAAGUCAAGGUCAAUCCCAGUCUUCACGAGAUCAGACUGGCAAUGCUCCGCGUUCAGCUGGAGCGAGUCUGAGGCGGUACAACCAAGAUCAGUUCACUGUGCACGUCCAAAAUAUCCUAGUCGGUUGGAACGACGAGCUUAAGGAAUGCGGGCUCAUUUUCUACCGCGCGGUUGGUGCCGUCAACCAGGCCGCGAUCUUCGGGAAGCCUUCACCUCUAAGGAGGGAAGACCCCAGGGUCCGCCAGCUGCCCUUCCCGACAAGGAAACCUACCUUUAAAGAGGUUAAGAGGGUGUUCCAUACGCUGGCUAGUAUUGAAGUUUAUGAUUCCCUGGAACAUUUCCAAAAGGCUCUGUUAGCGCUCACCGGUGGGAAAAUGCCGGCGAAAACAACCUCUGAUACCAGCAUCGCUGAACAGGCUAGGAAAGUUCAGAAACCACCUCAGAAAACCAUUGAUAGAGCUAAAUCAAGAGAACGCGCUCCACGCGAGCUACCAACACAAGUGACAUCGUCUGAAGACGAAGGUCCUUGCUACAUCGACUCCGAGACGCCAGCCGGCUGGAUCAAGACUUUGUCAGAACAAAGCAGCAAUGGAGUCAUCACCAACUCCAGGAAAGAUCUCCUAAACGACAGCUCCUUAGUCAGUUGUCCUGAAAGUGAAAGUGAGAAGGAAGAUCCAGGGGUAAAAGGUAAAAAGAAGAAGAAGAAAAAUAAAAAGCCAGAAGAAAAGCAGCAGCAGCAGCAGCAACAACAACAACAGCAACAACAACAGCAGCAGCCUCCGGUUGUUAAAAAGGGACCUCAGAAGAUUCCCAAUAGUGUUAAGAAGAUGUGGAAAGCUAUCUUGGCCAAAGACAAAGAAGGUGCAUCCUUAGAGCCUAUCUUGGAAGCGUUCGAGGGCGAUUUGGAAGCCGCCAUCAACACCCAGGACCCCAAUGAUGGAAACACCGCUCUGCAUAAGGCUGCCAUCGCUGAGAAACCCGACGUUGUCACUCAGAUCCUCAACGCCGGCGGGGACCCUUGCAUCCGGAACCACCAGCUGCAGACGCCGUACGCGGCCUCCCCGCACGCCGACACGCGCAUCGCCUUCCGCAUGUUCCAGGCGCAGUUCCCCGACAAAUAUAACUAUGCUAAGUCCCAAAUUCCCGGCCCAAUCACGCUUGAACAAGUGGAACAAGACAAAGAGAAGAAGGCUCAGCAGAAGAGGGCGAAACGACAGCGAGAGAAAGAGAGGCAGUUGGACAAAGCCAAAGCCAACAAGUUCUUAAUGCUCACUGACGCACAAAAGAAAAAGAACGUCGAGAACAGAUGCUUCCUCUGCGGCUCGCAGUUACCUAAGAUACCGUUCGAGUACGACGACUGUAAGUUCUGCCAAAUCCCGUGUCUACACAGCCACAGGAAAGUGCGGCCGCUGAACAUGAGCGUCUAAGUAAUUACUGACCGUGCACGAUUAAUGAUGAAAUGUGAAAACAGAUUUACUAUAAGGUGACAACUACUGGGAACAUUAUUUCAAGAUUUGGAUAGUAAAGUAAAUUCUAUAAAUAAUAAGUUUAUUAAUAUAUUUGAUUGUGUUAUUCAAAUAACACAAAAGACAGAUUCAUUAGAUUUUUACGAAGUUCAAGGGGCCUCGUUUUCUAUUAUUUUUACUUAUUACUGCACUUGCCCAAAUCUGUCAAAAAUUGAGUAAGUAAAUAACACUUUAACUAUGAAUCAAGAAUAGGUGUUUUUUUAUGAUGGGCUUUUAAUUCCUGGAAAUGACAUGAAAACCUUCAACCUUGUGGUAAAAAAACGACUCCCGCACUCAAAAAUGAAAUCCUUGAGUCGCGGGACGUUUCACAAACAUUCAAAUAACAUGCACAAAGGCACCCAGACUCCGCGGAGAUUGAACCCGUACGUCCUUAUCCCUAAAACAAACCUUGAAGGAUAUAUCUUCCGAUGUUUUUUAAUAAUUCCCAGUAUUCGUCACCUGGUAUUUCGGUUUGACAAAGUAUCGCGAUUUGGAUGACGCUGUGACACCAUUUUGUAUUGUGAGUAGACAAAAUAUAAUUCUGUUUUACUCUA